AUGCCUGUCAGCAUGCAAGCAGCCGAGAAGAGUUCAUGGACAUGUGGCGAGAGCAGUGUUGGUUCUGGAGGUGUUGGACCAGAGCAGUGUUGGUUCUGGAGGUGUUGGACCAGAGCAGUGUUGGUUCUGGAUGUGUUGGACCAGAGCAGUGUUGGUUCUGGAGGUGUUGGACCAGAGCAGUGUUGGUUCUGGAUGUGUUGGACCAGAGCAGUGUUGGUUCUGGAGGUGUUGGACCAGAGCAGUGUUGGUUCUGGAGGUGUUGGACCAGAGCAGUGUUGGUUCUGGAGGUGUUGGACCAGAGCAGUGUUGGUUCUGGAGGUGUUGGACCAGAGCAGUGUUGGUUCUGGAUGUGUUGGACCAGAGCAGUGUUAA
Molecule: messenger RNA, 372 nt
Organism: Knipowitschia caucasica
Lineage: Eukaryota; Metazoa; Chordata; Actinopteri; Gobiiformes; Gobiidae
Source: the annotation of a GenBank genome assembly